This is a messenger RNA of Clunio marinus, 195 nucleotides long. Lineage: Eukaryota; Metazoa; Arthropoda; Insecta; Diptera; Chironomidae. The record is from the annotation of a GenBank genome assembly.
AUGUAUUUUUUUUUGGUUCGGGGUAGAAGAGCAAACACAAUUAGAAAAACGAUAUUGACGCCAACAUUUAUUUUUUUUUAUUCUUCAUCUUUUUCCCAUGCUUACUUUCGGUUCACUAAUCCUCAGCACCAGCCCACGUUUUGCAGUAAACAAUAUGAAACACAAAAAGGAGCUCCACACCUAAACACACACUGA